AUGGCUCUCUCUCAGGCACAGUUGACCUUCAAGGAUGUGUUCAUAGAUUUCACUCCCGAGGAAUGGGAAUGCCUGGACCCUGCCCAGAGAACCCUGUACAAGGACGUGAUGGUGGAGACCCUCAGGAACCUGCUGUCUGUGGGAAUUUCUGUUUUUGAUUUGAACAUUAUCUCCAUACAAAGAGGAAGACCCCUGGAUUAUAUGUCUCAUAUACAUAUGAUCAAGAAAUUACAGGUAAAAGCAAACAGUGGUAAAGGGGAAAUUUUUCAAAGAGUGAUGUUUGGAAAAACUGAAUGCCUUGAAAUCAAAGAUUUUUGCCCCAGGAAGAUCCUGGAAAAUAUAGAUGACUUUGAUUCUCUCUGGACACAUGAUGAAAGAACUGACAAAGGAAUGUCUACAUCCCAUAACAAAAACCUCACUGAUGGAAGAGAUCAUCCUAGUAGAAGUGAUGCAGGAAAUAGACCUUUUGAAAGGCACAGAGCAAGCUUUCAGGAUGAAUUGCAGAUGGUACAAUCUGAAGGGAUAAUUUUUGAAUGUAGUCAAGUUGUGACAAAUGUCAGGGCCACAGGUUUACCACCUCAGAGAACUGGUAAUGUCUGCAAAGGCUUUUCUCAUAAACAUGAGGAUGCUCUUAUGCAUCCUUCAGAACUGUUACCAGACCAUGAAACACAAAAGAAAAGACCUUACAAAUGUACUGAGUGUGACAUAACCUUUCUUGAGGACUCAGAACUCACUCGACAUCAAAGAAUCCAUACCGGAGGAAAACCAUAUAAAUGCAAUGUGUGUGGCAAGGCUUUUAAUCAAACUAGACAACUUGCAAUUCAUUGGAGAAUUCAUACUGGGGAGAAACCACACAAAUGUGAUGUAUGUGGCAAGGCUUUUAUUCAAAUUGGAAACCUUGCAGUUCAUCAGAGACUUCAUACUGGAAAGAAACCAUAUAAAUGUGAUGUAUGUGGCAAGGCUUUUAUUCAAAUUGGAAACCUUGCAGUUCAUCAGAGACUUCAUACUGGAAAGAAACCAUAUAAAUGUGAUGUAUGUGGCAAGGCUUUCAUUCAAACUGCACACCUUGCAGUUCAUCAGAGAAUUCAUACUGGCGAGAAACCAUAUAAAUGUGAUAUAUGUGGCAAGGCCUUUAGUCAAACUUCAAGCCUUGCAGUUCAUCAGAGAAUUCAUACUGGUGAGAAACCAUAUACAUGUGAUAUAUGUGGUAAGGCCUUUAAUCAGACUGCAAAUCUUGGACUUCAUCGGAAAAUUCAUACUGGAGAGAAGCCAUAUAAAUGUGAUAUAUGUGGCAAGGCCUUUAUUCAAACUACAAGCCUUGCAGUUCAUCAGAGAAUUCAUACUGGAGAGAAGCCAUACAAAUGUGAUGUGUGUGACAAGGCGUUUACUCGUACUGGACACCUUGCUGUUCAUCGGAGAGUUCAUACUGGAGAGAAACCAUAUAAUUGUGGUAUAUGCGGCAAGGCUUUCAGGGGACGUUCAAGCCUUACUGUUCAUCAGGGAGUUCAUACUGGAGAGAAACCAUAUAAAUGUGAUGUAUGUGGCAAGGCCUUUAGACAAACCUCAAACCUUGCAGUUCACCAGAGAAUUCAUACUGGAGAGAAACCAUAUAAAUGUGAUGUAUGUGGCAAGGCCUUUAUUCAAACCUCAAACCUUGCAGUUCAUCAGAGAAUUCAUACUGGACAGAAAUCUUAA
This is a messenger RNA of Dama dama (fallow deer), 1695 nucleotides long. Its product is annotated as zinc finger protein 665-like. Lineage: Eukaryota; Metazoa; Chordata; Mammalia; Artiodactyla; Cervidae. The record is from RefSeq and is a predicted model, not a curated record. Gene Ontology annotation, molecular function: RNA polymerase II transcription regulatory region sequence-specific DNA binding; DNA-binding transcription factor activity, RNA polymerase II-specific. The transcript is spliced from 4 exons. The coding region runs from base 1 to 1695 and encodes 564 amino acids. Gene Ontology annotation, cellular component: nucleus. Gene Ontology annotation, biological process: regulation of transcription by RNA polymerase II.